CUUUUUUCAAUGCAUUGAAAGAUCAGUUACCGUACUUUGGUAUCUGGUUAUUUGUGAACUGUGGAUUGGAAAUCCACUGCCCAGUGCCAGUGCGCCCCAGCUGCAAGCCCGAAUUUGUCGGGUCCUGGAGUGCAUACUGUAUACAGCACCACCAACCGUCCUUCUUGAAAGUUCACACAUCGCAGCGGACUUUGAACAUCUGCGAUACCUUACCCGUUGUCAGGAACUCUGGUCGUCAUCCCAGGAGCGAACAGCGACACAAUCACAAUUGGUCCUCGCUGGGCCAGGCAAUUGCCAAAGACCGAUUUAGAUCAUUCAACGGAGUUGUCGUUACCGCACCUUGUUCACAAUGUCGUCAUACAACACAUACCACACCAGGAUGGCAGCAUUCAGAGAGGCCAGCCGCGAAUCCUUGUUCAGCAUCUUCCCGCGCAGCCGCAGCAGGAGAAGCGAGUCGUUGCCUCAAAGUCAGACAUGGCCCGCCGGCAACCAACUCGAAGGCCAGCCACUCGCUCCAACCAACACCGAGCCCCAUCCCCCCAGGUCUUCCUGGAGCCAGAGCCAGGAACCUCCCGCCAACCGGCCAGAAGCUGGAGAGUCCAGGGCCGAGCUUCGGCCUUCCAAUGCCGAUGUUGGCGCCCAGGCACGUGGCAUCGAGACAGAGCCAGCCACCGUCAUCCAAGGCGUCCUGCGCCGCAGAACCUCGGGGGGCAGAGAAAACCCACCAGAUGCUGCUGCCGAGCAAUCCCAAAACACCGAGAAGCCCAAGAAGUCGCGCACCUUCUUCAAGCACCUCACCCCGAAGGAACCCUUUACAGUCCGCAACCAGAUUGAGCGCACCCUGUUCAACUCGUGGAUCAACGUCCUGCUGCUUGCCGCUCCGGCCGGUAUCGCCCUCAACUACGUGCCCUCGGUGAGCGGCGUCGUUGUGUUCGUUGUCAACUUUAUAGCCAUUGUACCCUUGGCUGCCAUGCUUGGCUUUGCAACCGAGGAGAUUGCCCUGCGGACCGGCGAGACGAUGGGUGGGCUGUUGAAUGCCACUUUUGGCAACGCCGUCGAACUGAUCGUCGCCAUCAUCGCCUUGGCGCACAAGGAGGUUGUCAUUGUCCAAACCUCUCUCAUCGGCAGUAUCCUCUCCAACCUGCUCCUCGUUUUGGGCAUGUGUUUCUUCUUCGGCGGGCUCCGCCGGCAGGAGCAAUACUUCAACACCACCGUGGCUCAAACAGCCGCCAGUCUUCUCGCCCUGGCCGUAGCAGCCGUCAUCGUCCCAACCGUCUUCGACAUUGCGAGCAAGACGCCGCAAUCCGACGUAGCCAAGCUCUCCCGCGGCACCUCAGUCAUCCUCCUGAUUGUCUACGGUGGCUAUCUCUUCUUCCAGCUCAAAACUCACUCCACCGUCUUCGCCCAAGAAAGCCGAAAGGUCGAGGCCAAACCCUUCCGCAGCCAGGACCUCAAAGAAGGCGCCAUUGCCCAGGGCUUCGUGGCACCCGCUGGCGUCAUCGGCGGCCAUGGCCUCCCCUCGAGCACGACCGACAACGAGAAGUUGCGCAGCAUGCUGACCACGCCACCGCGCAAGGGCCUCCAGGACGAAGCCGACGAAGAGGACGGUGAGGAGCCGCAGCUUCACUUCGCCGUCGCCAUCGCCACCCUGACAAUCUCCACCGUUAUUGUCGCGUUGUGCGCCGAGUUCAUGGUCGACGGCAUCAGCGCCGUCACUGCCGGCGGCACGGUAUCCGAGGAGUUUGUCGGCCUGAUCCUCCUGCCCAUUGUCGGCAAUGCCGCCGAGCACUUCACGGCCGUCACGGUCGCCAUCAAGGACAAGAUGGACCUGGCGAUCGGCGUCGCUGUCGGUUCGAGCAUGCAGGUCGCCCUGUUCCUCAUCCCCCUGCUCGUUAUCAUCGGGUGGGGCAUGGGCAUGGACGAGAUGGCGCUGAGCUUUGAUCCGUUCCAGGUCGCUGUGCUCUUUGUGGCCGUGCUGCUGGUGAACUAUCUCAUUGCCGACGGCAAAAGCCAUUGGCUCGAGGGGAUGUUGCUUAUUUGCUUGUACUGCAUCAUUGCAGUGUGUUCGUGGUGGUAUCCCGCUGUGGGGGCGGAGACAAGUGAAUAAUAAACGACUCGAGAUACAACGAGUUAAAACUCCUUGGGUUACUUUAGAGACUAGCGUCUGAGCACGCUGCUGUAAAUAUGGUGGUGGCUGGACAUCCGACAGAUAAGCGAAUUGCCUUCUGAGCGCUCUCCCUUCACAUCCAGCUCUUCCUUAAGUUGCUUCCUGAAUUAGCCCUCAUUUGCUUCUUCCUUCACCCCUUCUAGACUAGAUAUAGAUAGGAGCUCGAGCAAUCAACUUGGAG
Molecule: messenger RNA, 2348 nt
Organism: Parathielavia appendiculata
Lineage: Eukaryota; Fungi; Ascomycota; Sordariomycetes; Sordariales; Chaetomiaceae
Product: Calcium/proton exchanger
Exons: 6
Coding region: 350-2107 (585 amino acids)
Biological process (GO): calcium ion transmembrane transport; intracellular calcium ion homeostasis
Cellular component (GO): membrane
Molecular function (GO): calcium:proton antiporter activity
Source: RefSeq, a predicted model, not a curated record